Molecule: messenger RNA, 2037 nt
Organism: Nematostella vectensis (starlet sea anemone)
Lineage: Eukaryota; Metazoa; Cnidaria; Anthozoa; Actiniaria; Edwardsiidae
Product: probable glycosyltransferase STELLO1
Exons: 2
Coding region: 194-1174 (326 amino acids)
Source: RefSeq, a predicted model, not a curated record
UUAGACUUCAUUUCCUAGUCAAAGUAUCCUGCAGCCCGUUUUCGGUCCACAACAGAGUAUACGCAGGGGACACACAAUCUGAGCAAUGACCUUAAACCUGCUGUGAAGUGAAACCGCCGGCUUACAACACAGAUAACGAGUUAUUUUAUAAUUUCCAUAAAAACCUAUACGUUUCUAAAGCAAAAGAUCGGCCAUGGUAAAUCGAAAGAUGUUCGUAUUUAUUGUUGCUUGCCUCCUCGUGGCGCUUCUCAUAAUUAUCCAGUCGGAUGUUGUUGGUAAACCGGGCUUCAUGGUGUCAAAAAUGAGCAGAACCACUCCGACAUCUCCUCUAUACAACGUAGUAUUGGUGAUUAUCUAUCACUACCCGUAUUACGAGACUCUUCCUAUCAUACGUUCCUUCUACGAGAAGGCCUUUCGCAAGAUAAUCGUGUGUGGUGCUGAAGCCAACGAGACGCUUGGGAUAAUGGGCGUGGCGCACGAGAAUGGGUACUGGGGGUAUGAGUGCCUGGGAAAAGCGGCCAGAGACUACCCAGGAUACGAAGGUUACUUGCAAAUACAUGACGACAUUCUGUUCCAAUGGUGGAAUGUAUUCAGUGAAGAUCGAACCAAAAUCUGGCUAUUUGGUGAUCAUAUCGAGUUUAAUAGUGGUGGCGUCUUAGGGGGUGAGCCCCCUACGGACUGGCCAUGGUGGAAGAAAACGAACAUCUUGGAAAGAACAGGGGAGGUCCUCAGAGACCUUCGUAACAAUACUGAACAACCAUGGAUAAACGAAAGUUUUAGGAUUUUUUAUGCCAAUUCUGGAGGAAAUGAUACAAUACCUACUUCUCGUGGAGAUAUUUGGUACAUCCCUGGCCGCCUGGCAGAAAGACUUGGUUAUUUAUCAUCCCUUUUCUUUAAACAUAGGGUUUUCCUGGAAACUGCUGUUCCAACUAUGAUGAGUUUUCUAGACUACACCAGAAAUGUUCAGAAUCCCGGUGGUUUGUACUUGAGCACCAAGUACGGUUAUGGAGAUUCACGCGAUAGUCCGUCUACGUUUUGGUCAGAGUAUAGAAAAAAUCUCACAUUUCUACACCCGUUUAAGCUACGCGGCCAUGAUGCCAAUUUGAGAAUACUCGAAGAAUUAGUGAUGCCUUUCGUAAAUAACUUUGUAUAUAAGAAAAUUUUGUAUGUGUAGCUAAAAAUCGAGAGCUUUUUCGUUUGUAUAUUUUUCUUUUUCUUUGAAACUUAUCUGGAUUUCUUUAUUAUCGUAUCACACAUUCAGUGACAAAAAGGUAUAUCAAUUUCAUACACCUUUUUAAGGUUGCACUCGAGAAUCAUGUGUCAACCCGCGGUGGUUACCAUAUAAGUGGCUUAACCGUGUUCUCCGAAAACCACGCAGCUUUACAAACAUUACGCUUAUUUAAUUAAUGCUCGCAAAGCAUUGCGGGUGAUGGCACAUGUAUGUAUUCGCCGACUAAGGGGGCGCGCGCUUAAUUGUUUGCGAUUCGUUUACGAAGCUUGUACCACGCACUCCAGCGAUCUUUAUAGUUUCUGCGAAACCAGACAAGCCAAAUACUACACACAGCAGCUGUUUAGUUGUAUAAAAUAUUAAACCAGCAUCUUGUCAGAGAUUCGCAAUAUAUUUAGAGCGUUGAUUUCCUAAAACAAACUUUCACUUAAAACAGGUAAUAACAAUUUCAAAACAAAUUCUGUUGGUACAUUCACAGGUUAUGGAGUUCAUCAAAAGGUUAUAGUCAAUUUAGACAAUUUCUACCGCGCAUUUUCUAACAAUUGAGCCCGCGCCACCUUACAAAAGGCCAUCAUUGGCUCACAAAGACUCCUUCCCUUGCUAGGCCCUUGUUGUGUUCGCCUGCCCGCCAAGCACAGUCACAAACACCUGCUCCUCUACAUCAUACAGAAUAAAAUGACAUACUUGUAUUUACUAGCCUCGCAGGUGACCAGUAAGGGCAAAUACUAUUGCCAUAGCUAGUCAAAUAUAAGAAAAGAUAGAAAAAUUCAUAUGGGUUUUGAUGUCCAGGAUUAAAAUGAACAUGUUUA